This is a messenger RNA of Solanum dulcamara, 506 nucleotides long. Its product is annotated as pyridoxine/pyridoxamine 5'-phosphate oxidase 2-like. The transcript is spliced from 5 exons. The coding region runs from base 1 to 381 and encodes 126 amino acids. Gene Ontology annotation, biological process: pyridoxine biosynthetic process. The record is from RefSeq and is a predicted model, not a curated record. Lineage: Eukaryota; Viridiplantae; Streptophyta; Magnoliopsida; Solanales; Solanaceae. Gene Ontology annotation, molecular function: pyridoxamine phosphate oxidase activity; FMN binding.
AUGGCAAACCCUCUAAUCGAACUAGGGUUUCAAGAUGCUGCUGAUAAGAUUCAAAUUAAUACUGACUCACGAAGUCGAAAGAUUGAAGAUCUUAAGCAUUGCCCAUUUGCAGAGGUGUGCUGGUAUUUCACUGAAACUUGGGAACAAUUCAGAAUUCAUGGAAGAGUCGAUAUGAUUGAUGCAUCAAACUCUGAUCCAGAUAAACUUAGGCAAAGAGAGGCAGCUUGGUUUGCUGGUUCUGUGAUAUCAAGACUACAAUAUUUGGGGCCUACUCCAGGGCUUUCUUAUCUAGAUGAACAACCAUCAAACGAUUCAUUGGAUGCUUAUACUGGUUCAGUUGAUUCGUUCUGCCUUCUAGUUCUGGACCCCGAGCAGGUCUGAGUUUUCCCUGGUCAUGUCACUCUCACGAUGAAGAAUUGGACAUCUGUAACUUCCUGUAUUUGUGUUACUUACUGGUUGAUUAUUUGAACUUGAAGAGUAAUGAGAGGCUAGCAUUUUCAACUGGA